Messenger RNA from Oncorhynchus tshawytscha (Chinook salmon), 3023 nucleotides. Its product is annotated as catechol O-methyltransferase B-like. NCBI's taxonomy places the organism in Eukaryota, Metazoa, Chordata, Actinopteri, Salmoniformes, Salmonidae. Gene Ontology annotation, biological process: dopamine metabolic process; catecholamine catabolic process; developmental process. The record is from RefSeq and is a predicted model, not a curated record. The transcript has 5 exons. Gene Ontology annotation, molecular function: catechol O-methyltransferase activity. The coding region runs from base 2021 to 2845 and encodes 274 amino acids.
UCUCGUGGAAUGACAGAGGAGGAGUGGCUUCAAAGGGGAUUAGGAUACUGAUGAGUAGGGUUCAAAACUGCAGCCCGGUCACCCAGUCCAUGCAAGGUAAGCCAUACCUCCUCUCUUUUCGUUGCUUCCUUCUGUGUUGUCCCUUCUGAUCCAACUUAUGCGUGAGGUGGGCUGUGAGUGUGUUGAUGACUGAAAGUGGGCUUUCUCUAGUGAGACCUCCACAUCCCAGUGGGCACGCACUGGUCGAUUCAACGUUGUUGUUUCCACAUUUCAGCGAAGUUAUGUCGAUCCAACGUGGACCAGAUGUUAAAUUGACGUCCGUGCCCAGUGGGAUUCCUCUCUGUUCACACUAAGGGUUAGCUAUUAUUCAGCAGCGGAAAGUGAGGGGGAGGGUUGGCAAGUAGGGAGGGGUUAGUCUCGUGAAAAUGUGCGUGCGCUGGUGUGUGAGACGAACUGUGCUGGAAGGUGUGGAACAGUUUUAUGGCGAGAGAGGUGGCAUCAAGAAGGAGAAGUGUAAGUGAAGAAAAGGAAGAAUAUCUCCAUCCUGAUUGGAGAUUGACAAGCUUCAGAUGUAAGUAUAGCCAUGUUAUUAUGCCAUUGACAUGUCUUUAAUCUACCUUUGCAUGCUGAAAUAGUAUAAGAAAUAGCUGCUACUUUUUGCAUGCUUACAUUGUUGGUUUCAACUGUGGUUUCAUGAUAACAGUGCAGUAAAUUGUCUUCUCCCUUUUUAAAAAGCUUAAGAUGUUGCGGAGCAUUCUGAUGUUUGACUGACUGAAUUAUGUAGAUUUAAUUUGAACUGUUUAGAUUCCAUAAUUACAUCAGAGGGGAUUGGGUUAAAUAUGUGUGGCAUGUGUUUUCUAUCAUCUGAUUCGCAUGCCCCUCUUCACCUCAUGAUGUCCUGGAACGAUCUUCAGAGUUGUUUUAUUGAGCUCUCUCUCUGUACACUGCAGUUUAUACUUAUUUAGUGUAAGCGGAUGUUAAUAUUUUGUCUUUAUACGUUUUAUUUUGUCUUUAUACAUUUUAUACAUCUCAAGCACCUUGAGGGUGCAAGGCCCACUGGAAUAUGGUACAGUUAAUCUGCUUCAUCAAACAAUUUGCUGUAUAUUUGCCAUCUAAUUAAGGCACUCUCUCAAAGCGCCUGACUACAUUUCCAGAAGCUUUUAUGUGUGUAGCUACAGUACACGUACGUGUAAGAAAGGCUAAGUAAAGAUGGUCUCAGCCCAAGUGCCAUGGGUUUUGUCUCACAGCUUGACCUGUUCUGCCCGUUGCUAUGCAACGCAAAGCCCAUCUCGAGGCAUUACCUCCGCUCAGCCUCUCCUGGGCUUAUAGACAUGAGUUGCAUUCUCUAUGAAAGGUUCAAGAGUCCACCCUCCCACCCCCCCGCCUCCAUACGUGCAAAUCAUUUGUUUUGUAGUGGAUUUAGGCUUUGUUCCUAUCCUUUUUGCACUUUUCUCAACUCAACCACCAUGUUUCAGAGGUGUUUUUGAUUUUCAAUAUGUGCGCUAGGUUGUUGACUUUUCUUCAUGAAUAGACACUUGUUGUAUUUGUUGUUACUUUGUCAUAGUCCAGUGUGAUUUAGUUAGUAUUAUUUUGAAACACAUGGACACAUGAAUGUAUUUGUUAAAAAUAUUAAUAUAAAGUGCCAAUCAUGAAAUACAUUUCCUCUUGAUGAGUGAUGGUGAGAGUGAUGGAGAGUAAUGAGUGGAUAUGACAACAGUGGUUGAAUGAUAAUGAGAGGGGGACAUGUUUGAGUGUCAUCUGCUGCAUAGUAAAUACCCAUUUCAUUAGCCUAGUACAAAAGGAGGAAUGAAAGGAGAGAUACAAGAUGUGAUGGACGUGGGCAUUGAUUUCCAUAAGUAUUCAUUUCAUUAUGAUCACACAGAUUUCUUGUUGUUUAUAAGAGGACAUACUGUAUUGCAAAAUCUUUUAAAAUGGGUACAGUGUGUCUAUGGUUAUUUAUCUGUUUAUCCAUCUUCAUAACUAAAUUAGAAAUAGUUUAUAUUACAGUGAAUUCAUUUUUAUGACAGCCAUCUUUGUGUGUCCUAGGAUGUUGCUGAGCCUUCUUUCUGGUUUGAUCAUGGGAGCGGCUGUCCUCUUUGUUCUUUACCGCUGGGUGAUCCCCAUGGCUGUGCAGUAUCAUGGAGGACUGGCACUACUGUGGCAUGAUGUCAUCGUGGAGCGUGCACUGGACACCUUGACCCGGACUUCACGUCCUCAACGUAUUCUGAAGGCAGUGCAGACGAAAGCCACUGUAGGAGACCCCCAGAGUGUGAUCACGGCCAUUGACCACUUCUGCAGACAUAGAGAAUGGGCCAUGAAUGUGGGGGAUGAGAAAGGCUCCAUUCUGGACUCGGUGGUCAAUGAAGUGAGUCCAGUCACUGUCUUGGAGUUAGGCACUUACUGUGGCUACUCAACAGUACGCAUAGCCCGCCUAUUACCCCCUGGAGCCUGUGUCAUUACCUUGGAGUUCAACCCAGAUUAUGCUGCCAUUGCUCGUCAAGUCAUCAAAUGGUCAGGACUGGAAGAUAAGGUGCAGCUAGUGGAGGGAGCCUCAGGAGACUGGAUCCCUUGGAUGAAGGAGCAUUUCGGGGUCCAGGCGUUUGACUUAGUUUUCCUGGACCACUGGAAAGAGCGCUACCUUCCUGACACAAAACUGCUGGAGGAGUGUGGUCUCAUACAGAAAGGCACAGUGCUGCUGGCAGACAAUGUAAUCUGUCCAGGAACCCCUGACUAUCUGGAGUACGUCCGCAACAGCCCUCACUACAACAGCCAGUACUACAGAUCCCACCUGGAGUACACUAAAGCAGAGGACGGCUUGGAGAAGUCUGUGUUCUUAGGGUACUAGCCAAACAUUGAACCUCUUGUUUUAAAACACUGUAACUCUCUUUGUAAUGUAUUUUUUUGUUUGUUUCAAUUUUAAGUGCUGCCUUACAUCUGAGUUAUGACAUACUGUAACUUACUGUGCUAAGCAUUUCUUUCCCUGUAUAUUUAUCUAGAGUAAAUCAAUAUGUCUUUGAAAAGUA